GGAGGGAUCCAAUCUCAUGCUAGCCAGUCUCUGCUUGAAAUACCUCCAAUUAGAUUCUGUUAUGAAAGCAAUGAAAUCCAUGAAAUACGGAAUGCUCACGCAAGGGAACGUUUAUGAAGGCGAAUUAUCAUUUAUACACUACGCCGCAAAGUUCUGGACUCACCAUGCGAAGUGUGGGUCAAAUUCAGGAGAUUCUGGCCUAUGGCCUACCAUAAGGUCCUUCUUCUUUGGCAUGGUCCCCAAAUAUACCAUUUGGCAAGAUCUCUAUGAGUCUCCUAUGUCUUCUGACAUACAGAAGGCAAAGGAAACAUUGCAGGCAGCAAAAGAACGGACCAGAGCCCCGAGGACUUAUGAUAAUCGAGAAGUUGGCACAGCCCCACCUGUACAGUCAGAGCCGUUCGAACUUUCACGGAAGAGGAUAUUCUUUACACCACAAAAUCAAACACUUGGAGGGUCGGCGCCCGUGCGAUCUUUGUACAGUCUGAACUCACUGGAGUCCGAGCAACAACCGCAGCACAUGAAGACGUCUGGCCCGGAGUUCAUCUUCAGGACCGGUGUACUUCAUCCAGUCCAGUAUCUCGCUCGCCUUGGUCUUUCCUCUUGCCUUCAUAAUGCUCUCGAAUUAGGGGUCUCUCCCGAUGUAUCAGGUGGUUUGUUGGAGGCUUCCCCCCUUCAUGAAGCAGCAAAAUUUGGCUCUAAGAUAUCAUGCCAGGUCCUCAUCGAGGCAGGCGCAACUGUCGACAAAUGCGAUAUUCUGGGUCGAACACCGUUCCAUUAUGCCUGCCGUUCCGGGGAGAAGGACCUGAUCGAAUUAUUCCUUAAUCACAAAGCCAACGCACUUCAUAGCGAUUGGUACAAAAGAACUGCACUUCACUCUGCGGUUGGUGGCAUGAAUCUCCGAGCCAUAAAACUGCUUAUUCGGAACCCAGACAUCGUCGUUGACGCCAAAGAUUCUUUAGGGGAUACUCCGCUCUCCAUGGCUUGUCGAUUGAAUGAUGUGAAGAUGGCCGAACUAUUGAUGGAAGGAAACGCAAUGCCAAGUAAGGACUGCGUACGAAAAUGUCUGCAACAUAAUUCCCACGCUGUUCUUCGAUUAAUCGCGCAGAGCUAUUCUCGAGUUCCGCUCUCGACAUCUAACUUCAGCGACCGGGAUCCUGUGCUCCAUCAGUUAUGCAGAGGUAGUUUCCAACCGGAUUUAAUGGAAGCCCUUCUCGAUAACGGGUUCCCCAUUGGUCUCAGAUGUCGGAGUCGAGGAGACACUCCAUUGAGCGCUGCACUCACGGUGCGCAAUUUCGAUGCCGCUAAACUUUUAAUACUUCGAGGGGCUUCGUGCACCACACCCGGCCACCGUCAGCAAUGUUUUCAUCUUCUGAUAGGCAGGCGCCGCGAGUCAGAGUCUGAAGAGAAGCUGCGAUAUGAAAUGAUGAAAAUUAUGGCCAACCGAGGAUGUUAUGUCGACUCCGAAGAUAACUUUGGGGAAACAGCGCUGACUGUUGCUGUCAAGCUAGGCCGCUGGCAGGAUAGCCAUUUUCUUCUUGAUAUUGGAGCCAACCCGAUGGCGGGAGCCAAGUCGACGUCUUUGUUGCAUAGUCUUGCGUACAUCCGGCAAUCUCGUGAAGAGUAUCGCACUCUAAUCCUACGUCUUGUGGAUUGCGGUUGUUCUCUCAGUGAACAAGAUCAAUCAGGCAAAACACCUCUUCUUGCGGCUCUUGGCUAUGGAAACUUCAUCGCUGCAAAGCUAUUUCUGAGCAAAGGGGCAAGCCUCAAUGCGCUGAACUUGAAUGGAAAAGCAGUCCUCGGACACUUUGCAAUUGGAUUAUGGAAACUUCCCAACAUGGUCCUAAUUCCCCCGCCGAAUUUGUCUCUAGCUAUUGAUUUCUUGGAGGAGAUGUCACAGCGGGGAAUACCCAUCAAUUCAACAAACGAGGAGUCUCUAAAUCUACUCCACUUGAUAGUCAAAGUGCAGCUUUCCGCUUACAUCUUCCCUACUUUGUCUUGGAUAUUACGGCAUGGCGGGGAUGCAUCACUGGUCUAUUCAACUGCCAAAACUCCAUUGCACUAUUUCCUUGAAAACCGAGAUAUCUUCGAAAAUAAUCAGUCUCACAAGAAUCAAAGGCAUGGAUCAGGUUCGCUAAUGGACGUAUUUCCCGAGCAAAAAGGCGACACUCCAGCCUCCUCGGAAGAAUAUGAGACCGUUUUCGAUCAGCUUUUCAGGGGGUACGUCGAAUCAAGACUCACAACUACUAGGUCUGAUCCUCCUAUUCACGUCCUAGUGAAAACUUUCUUCCGGGAGCAGUGCAGAAGCUUCCCUGAUUACCUUCUGAAACGCUUGAUAGAUCUCGGUGAAGAUCUUUCCAGCGUCAACGGGAAUGGAGAAACUCCUGCUGCCCUUGGUCUACGAAUACUGAGUGAAGUCGGCUCAAAGGAUUCUGUUAAAGAAGCUUUGAGAGUGUUGAAGCUCUUAGUGCCUUCAGAUACGACGGCCGUAGUCUUAGAACCUUCUCAAGGAGCCAAGAUAAUAUGUGAACUUUUCAAGAAGCUUCAUGAGCACACGGAAGUUAUAAACACUCUAUUGGAGCUGCCCUUGAGCAAAAUACAAUUUGAAGCGGCGUUGGGAAUUAUCAACAACAGCAGCGCUCUCAAACUUCUUCUGGAUCAAGGUUUAAACCCGAACAUUCCGAACUCAGAUGGCGAUACCCCACUUCACAAGCAGAUAUCUUGGAAAUUUGACCUUCCCUCUGAAGUGGACUCGUGUGGAGAUCCAAAGGCAGCCCGUACGGACCAUUUCCGCCAAGAAAGGGUCCGCGUCCUCCUGAAAGCCGGUGCAGACCCGAAUAUGCGGAACCACAAGGGUCUUACUCCACUUCAAGUUCUUCGGCUUCCCGAAUCCUCAACAUUCAGGCAUCCUUGGCGAUAUCCAGAAGGCACCCUUUCCGCCGACUUCCACUAUGUCAUCGCAGUCCUUCUGGAAUAUGGUGCAAAUGAUUAGCGAUUAUAAACGAGACAAAACCCGAUUGAUUUAGUCUCGCCGGAUUGGAUACGGUCUUGCAUCGAGUCUUUGGUUUAGUCGACACGAGAGACGGAUAGGAAGGACAUAGGAGAGGUCUUAGACUAGUAUUAAAUCUCCUAUUUGAUCUGUUUCCAGC
This is a messenger RNA of Hyaloscypha bicolor E, 3146 nucleotides long. RefSeq names its product ankyrin. NCBI's taxonomy places the organism in Eukaryota, Fungi, Ascomycota, Leotiomycetes, Helotiales, Hyaloscyphaceae. Gene Ontology annotation, cellular component: cytoplasm; nucleus. Gene Ontology annotation, molecular function: protein binding. Bases 17 to 2989 code for a protein of 990 amino acids. The record is from RefSeq and is a predicted model, not a curated record. The transcript is spliced from 2 exons.